This is a messenger RNA of Cladophialophora carrionii CBS 160.54, 579 nucleotides long. RefSeq lists its product as uncharacterized. The record is from RefSeq and is a predicted model, not a curated record. NCBI's taxonomy places the organism in Eukaryota, Fungi, Ascomycota, Eurotiomycetes, Chaetothyriales, Herpotrichiellaceae. The transcript has a single exon. Bases 1 to 579 code for a protein of 192 amino acids.
AUGUCUGCCCUCGACCCGGAGGCUCCCUCACAGCCGAGCCAACAAACCGGCUUGAACCAAGGUCAAAAUCCCGCCUCAAAAACCUCAGAAGAACAGUCCACCUCAAAAGAUGCCCCCUCCACCCAAUCCAAAACCAUCGACCACCGUCAACCUCACGACGUACCGGAGAAACAUGGCGACGAAGCGAACUUCGGCUCCAUGGCUGCAUGCGAACGGGGCCCGUUGACCGAGAAGUCGGUUCCCGGCUCCGAUGCGCAGAACUACGCCAAGGGCGACAGCAAUCUAGAGGGCGAGCAGAUGCGCAUGCCGGGCGAAGGCGACGUUGCAGACGCUGUGAGAGGUGGUGGUGGCGGCGGGCACGGCGAGGAACAGAGCCUGACGCAGAAUCUUGACAAGAAGGUCGCCGACCAUGAGGCGGAGUUGCAUAAGAGAGGGGAGCGGACGGGGAAGGAGAUCGAGGAAGAAGAGAAAGAAGACUGGACGGGCAAGAAGGCCGAUAUUGCUAGCGCGCUGAACGAGGGUCGAGAGGGCCGCGACGGAGCAAACCGGCCCGCGAUGGUGUUGGCCGCAGAGGAGUAG